Molecule: messenger RNA, 2042 nt
Organism: Drosophila montana
Lineage: Eukaryota; Metazoa; Arthropoda; Insecta; Diptera; Drosophilidae
Gene: Herp
Product: Homocysteine-induced endoplasmic reticulum protein
Exons: 4
Coding region: 441-1922 (493 amino acids)
Biological process (GO): endoplasmic reticulum unfolded protein response
Molecular function (GO): protein binding
Source: RefSeq, a predicted model, not a curated record
AACAAGUGUUGCUGUAGACGAAGGAACUUUGAUUAUUUAUUUUGCUCAGCUCGGCUCUGUUCGGAAAUUCGUUUCAUAAUCAACAGUUCUCAUUUUAGUGCAAGGAGCCGCACAACGAAACACAGCAACAGCUACGUUUUUAGUAGAACUCAAUCAAUAUUCGGGAUUAGCUAAAUUUAUUGUUCAAGAAAAUCGUGCCAGAGGGGAGACGUAAAGUGACCGUGGAAGUCUACACAAUACAAACACAAGUAAAGAGGAAAAUACGGUGCCCCUGCAUACCACUGCCCACCCCCUACCAACUGCCGGACGCUGACGAAUCACGAGCCCACAAAAAACACUUGUCGCUUGUCGCUGGCAUUGUUGCUCCAUUUUGUAUCGAGUGUUCGUAGCAAGCAAUUAGCAACGUCGCAGAAAGUGCCCGGGAGGGUGAGGGUUAAACUAUGGACGAUACCGCUGCAGCCACGACGCCGUCGCCGUCACCAGCGGCUGCUACGGCCGCUGGUUAUGAUGCUGCGCGCGACAAAACAAACGAAGGCGUCGCUGCCGCUGUCGCAGCCAACAGCAUUAGGCUCUUGAUUAAAUCGUCGAAUCAGCAAUACGACGACAUGAACAUCGAGAGUGAUCUCUGCUGGACGGUGCAGAGGCUCAAGAAGCAGCUGUCCCUGGUGUAUCCCGGCAAGCCGGAAAUUAACGACCAAAAGCUCAUCUAUUCGGGCAAACUGCUAGACGAUGCCCAAAAGCUGUCGGAGGUUAUACGAAGCUACAAGGAUGUCUAUCAGCAGCAUCACAUCUUUCAUUUGGUGUGCGCUAACAAAAAUCUAGCCAAGGCGCCGUAUAAGACGACCACGCCUCCAAAGGACACCACAGCUACAGCCACAGCCACGCCGCGCCGCGUGGAGACCAAUACCAAUGACAACGAGCUGAGGCAGCGUCAUAUGGCCGCCGCCGUCGCAGCUGCCGCCGCUCAGAUUCCUUACCAGCAGCCAAGCCUACAGCAAACGAUUGACUCUCAUAUCUGGUUGCAGUUACAAAAUCAGGCUUAUCAAAUGGCAGCUGCCCAGGACGCAUCGACAUCGCCAUCGGCAUCGACAUCCCCAACUUCACAAAUGGCUUUCCAGCGGCAGCAGGUGCUUCUCUACAAUGCCUGGAUCCAGCAGUGGUAUGCAGUCUAUAUGCAACAGACGAUGCAACGCACUAGCGGCACUGGCGGUGUGCUGCCACCAGCAAUGCUGCCUCCCUUUAUGCAAGGCAUGCCUGGCCUAGCCAACAAUAUGGGUGUGCCGCUUGUGGGACAUCAGCCGGUGCCAGUGGCGGGAGCUACUGGCCCUGGUGCUGGGCAACCAAAUGAGGAGGCCGCUGCGCGGCAGCCGGCGGCCCGUCAAGUGGAUGGACUCAAUUUUCCUAACAUACAAGAGGAGCCCGAGAUGCGCGACUGGUUGGAUAGUUUCUUUAGCUUUACCCGAUUGGCCAUUUUUGUAACAGUUUUAUAUUUCAAUUCGUCGCCAAUGCGCUGUUUGCUGGUGGUGCUCAUCGCGAGCGUUAUUUAUCUCUAUCACAUUGGUGUACUUCGACGUCGUCGCGAGCGCAACAACAACAACAUCAACCGCAACAAUAAUGCUGGCGGCAACAAUAUUGCCGCAUUUGCGGCUGUGCAGCAAAUACAGCGCAUGAUGGACGCUGCCGUUGAGCAUGACAAUAAUCCGCAGGCUGCCGCUGAACCGGCACCAGCCGCUGCACAGGAGGAUGCAGCUCGGCCACCAGCGCCAGCUAGCGCUGGUGCGGAUCAGGCCGAUGCUGCUGCUGCUGCCGCUGAGGCUGUGGCUGUUGAGCAAGCGAAUGCCAAUAACUCUGUGAUUUCCAUUGUGCGCACCUUUGUCAUAACGUUCUUCACAUCGCUGCUGCCCGAGGCGCCGGCGCUGUAAAGGCUGACGUCCUACUGCGUCCAAUUCUAUGUGGCCUCUGGAUUAUGUUUCCAUUAUUUCCUUCUUAACACUCCCCACACUUUUCACAUUUAUAAAUGUUAUCAUUUAUGCAUACCUGAA